AUGGCUCAACUUGUAGUUGAAGUUCUUGAUGCCAGUGAUCUUAUGCCUAAAGAUGGGCAAGGUUCAGCAAGCCCAUUUGUGGAAGUAGAGUUUGAUGGUCAGAAACAGAGGACCCAAAUCAAGCCUAGAGAUCUCAACCCUGUUUGGAACGAGACCUUGGUUUUUAACGUUCAGAAUCCCUCCAAUCUCGCUGACAAAACCAUUGAAGUCUACGUGUACAAUGAUCGUCAACACGGCCACCACCGGAAUUUCCUCGGAAGGGUUAAGGUUUCCGGCGUGUUCGUCCCUUUUUCCGAGUCUGAGGCUUCGGUUCAGAGGUACCCUCUUGAUAAAAGGGGGAUCUUUUCUCAUAUAAAGGGUGAUAUUGCAUUGAAAAUCUACGCCGUCCCCGGCGGCGGUGGUGGUGGUGGCGGUGGUGGUGGAGGUCCAGUAUUUGAACCUGAAGAACUAUUCCAAUCGCCGCCGGUACAACAGGCACAGCAACCGCAGCAGCAGUUUCAGUCACCGCCGGCGCCUCCUCCGGUGAAUGUGAAUUUUGGGGAAAAUAUAGAAACCCCACUUCAAGAAAUCAAUCCUAAUAAGCUGGGUGGUGAAUUCAAGGGUUACACCGAUAGUAAGAAGAAGAAAAAGAAGGAGAAAGAAGUGAGGACAUUUUACUCUCUUGGUUCUGGUGGCGGUCCUCCUCCACCUCCGGCGGAAAAGCCAGUCAUUGUGGAAACAAGAAGUGAUUUUGCUAAAGCCGGACCUACCACUGUAAUGCAUAUGCAGGUUCCGGGCCAAAAACCCGAAUUCGGGUUGGUGGAGACUAAGCCGCCGGUGGCAGCUAGGAUGGGAUACUGGGGCAGAGACAAGACUGCAAGUACUUAUGACAUGGUGGAACAGAUGCAAUUUCUGUAUGUUCAAGUUGUGAAGGCUAGGGAUCUUCCAGUUAUGGAUAUAUCCGGGAGUCUUGAUCCAUAUGUUGAAGUGAAAGUUGGGAAUUACAAAGGGGUUACCAAUCAUUUGGAGAAGAAUCAGUAUCCAGUUUGGAACAGAGUUUUUGCUUUCUCUAGGGAAAGGUUGCAGUCCAAUUUGAUUGAGAUCACUGUGAAGGAUAAGGAUAUUGGAAAAGAUGAUUUUGUGGGUAGAGUUGUGUUUGAUAUUGUGGAUGUUCCUACUAGGGUUCCACCUGAUAGUCCUCUGGCUCCUCAAUGGUAUAGAUUGGAGGACAAGAAGGGGCAAAAGGUUCAUAAUUUAGGGGAGCUUAUGCUUGCAGUUUGGAUGGGGACUCAAGCUGAUGAAGCAUUUCCCGAGGCUUGGCAUUCUGAUGCUCACAGUGUUAGUCAGCAGAUUCUUGCUAACACGAGAUCAAAAGUGUACUUUUCUCCUAAAUUGUAUUAUCUCCGUAUUCAUGUUAUUGAAGCUCAGGAUCUUCUGCCAUCUGAGAAGGGCAGGCCACCAGUUGCAACAGUGAAGAUUCAGGUUGGACAUCAAGGCAGAGCUACCAGGCCUUCACAAAUGGGGACUUAUAAUCCAGUUUGGAAUGAAGAAUUGAUGUUUGUUGUGGGUGAGCCUUUUGAUGAGUGUAUUGUUAUCACUGUUGAUGAUAAGGUUGGACCAGGCAAAGAUGAGAUCAUUGGUAGGCUGUUUAUACCAGUCAGAGAAGUUGCACAGAGAGGGGAGCUUCCUAAGCUUCCUGAGGCUCGCUGGUGUAAUCUCCUCAAGCCUUCAUCGGCGGAAGAAGAACUUGAGAAGAAGAAGGAAAUAAAGUUUUCCAGCAAAAUUUAUCUUCGGAUGUGUAUAGAUGCUGGAUACCAUGUCUUGGAUGAGUCCACCCAUUUUAGCAGUGAUUUGCAGCCAUCUUCCAAACAUCUGAGAAAGCCUAGUAUUGGGAUUCUCGAAUUGGGUAUUUUGAGUGCAAAAAAUUUGCUGCCAAUGAAGAGCAAGGAUGGUAGAACCACGGAUGCAUAUUGUGUAGCUAAGUAUGGGAACAAGUGGGUUCGAACUCGAACACUUCUUGAUACUCUGACCCCUAAAUGGAAUGAGCAGUAUACUUGGGAAGUUUAUGAUCCAUGUACUGUGAUUACCAUAGGGGUUUUUGAUAAUAGCCAUGUCAAUGGAAGCAAAGAUGAUGCAAGGGAUCAGAGGAUAGGUAAGGUUAGAAUUCGGCUUUCAACCUUAGAAACUGAUCGGAUUUAUACACAUUAUUACCCCUUGCUGGUUCUUCAGCCAUCCGGCUUAAAGAAGCAUGGGGAGCUUCACUUGGCAUUGAGGUUCACUUGUACAGCUUGGGUUAAUAUGGUUGCCCAAUACGGGAGGCCCUUACUUCCCAAGAUGCACUAUGUUCAGCCUAUAUCGGUUAGGCACAUUGAUUGGUUGCGCCAUCAGGCAAUGCAGAUUGUGGCUGCAAGGCUAUCCAGAGCAGAGCCACCCCUCAGGAGGGAAACUGUGGAAUAUAUGUUGGAUGUGGAUUAUCAUAUGUUUAGCUUGAGGAGGAGCAAAGCUAACUUCCACCGAAUAAUGUCACUCCUGUCAGGGAUUACAGCAGUCUGUCGAUGGUUGGAUAGUAUCUGUUAUUGGAAAAAUCCUUUGACAACUAUCCUUGUUCAUGUGCUGUUCUUGAUACUGGUGUGCUAUCCCGAAUUGAUCUUGCCCACAAUUUUCCUCUACCUGUUUGUCAUUGGCUUAUGGAACUAUCGGUUUCGGCCUAGGAAUCCACCCCACAUGGAUGCUCGGUUAUCUCAGGCUGAAAAUGCUCAUCCAGAUGAACUUGAUGAGGAGUUUGAUACAUUCCCAACUUCGCGCCCAACAGAUCUUGUGAGGAUGAGGUAUGAUCGGCUGCGAAGUGUGGCAGGCAGGGUGCAAAGUGUGAUUGGAGAUUUGGCAACACAAGGUGAAAGGGCGCUUUCCAUAUUAAGUUGGAGGGACCCGAGGGCUACUGCUAUAGUCAUCAUACUUGCCUUGUUCUGCGCUGUGUUCCUGUAUGUUACUCCAUUCCAGGUGGUGGCAGUGCUGUUUGGGCUGUACUGGCUUCGCCAUCCGCGGUUCAGGAGUAAAUUACCAUCAGUUCCUGUCAAUUUCUUCAAGAGACUACCUGCAAAAUCAGAUAUGCUGCUUUGA
Oldenlandia corymbosa var. corymbosa is the source of this 3099-nucleotide messenger RNA. Lineage: Eukaryota; Viridiplantae; Streptophyta; Magnoliopsida; Gentianales; Rubiaceae. The record is from the annotation of a GenBank genome assembly.